AUGCAACCAUGGCUAAAAAUAUCACUACUGCUUUGUACGUUCGGGUUUCUCAAAGAAAUUCGUCCCAGCGAACCGUUCAUUGUCGACUACUUGGCUGGACCUUGGCGCAACCUUACGAUGGAUCAGAUCAUACAAGAGGCAUUCCCGAUCGGAACUUACUCGUAUCUGGCGCAGUUAGCCGUGAUCUUUCUUGUCACGGAUUUACUGCGCUACAAACCGAUUAUCAUCGUUAACGGUGCUGCCGGUAUCGUCGUGUGGAGCAUGCUGACGUGGACCACGUCGCUGAGCGCUUUAAAGGUGUUAGAAAUAUUUUACGGCACGUACUGCGCAGCGGAGGUAGCCUACUUCAGCUACAUCUACGCCAAGGUUGAUCGCGAGCACUACCAGAAAGUGACGUCCCACACUCGAGCUGCCAUCUACAGUGGCCGAUUCCUGGCUGCUAGUACGGCGCAACUACUAGUGUACUUCGAAGCUAUGGACUAUCGUCAGCUCAAUUAUCUGUCACUGGGCGCACAGAUCAGUGCCACCGCGUGGGCGCUGUUUCUCCCGUCGGUACCAACGAGCAUGUACUUCAACCGUCGGAACAUAACUAAUGAUAUACAGGCACGAUCCGAUGCGAAUAAGCGUAAAAUGAUCGUUACGGUGCCCGACGAUGACCGCUCGGACGAUGGCAAACAAACGCCCACUGCUCAGGCGUGUGAAACAAAGGUGCCAUUCCGUACUCGCAUGAAAGAUGCCUUCAUCCUGCUUUGGACACACUUUAGAACAUCGUUUACAAAUCGUAACGUGCUCCAAUGGAGCGUCUGGUACGCACUGGCAAUGGCAGGUUAUAUCCAGAUUCUGGCUUAUGUUCAAGCUCUGUGGAGCUCGAUCGAUGAAACUCAACCUGCCGAAUGGAACGGUGCAGUCGAAGCGGCAUUGACGCUUCUCGGUGCCAUCGUAUCCCUACUGGCCGGGUACGUGCACAGUGGUUUCUUGAAGCCUCGCACCAGCCUACUGGCCCUUGCCACGCUCGCGUUUGCUGCAGGCGGAGCGAUGCUGCUCGCUACUAAAACAAGCACUCUGGUUGUGUCCUACGUCGGGUACAUGAUUUUCUGUGUCCUGUACGCUUUCGCCAUCACUGUGGUUAGCGCUGAAAUAGCAAAAAACAUAUCAGACGACUGUUUUGGACUUGUGUUUGGUUUCAACACUCUAGUGGCGUUAUCGCUACAAACGCUGCUUACCUUCUCCGUUACGGACUCGGAUGGUUGGUUUGCGCUGGACGUUUUCGGGCAGUUCACCGUGUUCAGCUCCUACUUCCUAGUGCUUGGUGGUAUUUAUACAUUGUUUCUGCUAGUAGACAUACUCAGUAGUGUGAUACGUCGUUCGGAGUAA
Messenger RNA from Anopheles nili, 1374 nucleotides. RefSeq names its product thiamine transporter 2-like. The coding region runs from base 1 to 1374 and encodes 457 amino acids. NCBI's taxonomy places the organism in Eukaryota, Metazoa, Arthropoda, Insecta, Diptera, Culicidae. Gene Ontology annotation, molecular function: vitamin transmembrane transporter activity. The record is from RefSeq and is a predicted model, not a curated record. Gene Ontology annotation, cellular component: plasma membrane. Gene Ontology annotation, biological process: transmembrane transport; vitamin transport. The transcript has 2 exons.